Molecule: messenger RNA, 403 nt
Organism: Scutellospora calospora
Lineage: Eukaryota; Fungi; Glomeromycota; Glomeromycetes; Diversisporales; Gigasporaceae
Source: the annotation of a GenBank genome assembly
AUAAUAUUAAAACAGGCUAUCUUGUUUUAUAUAACGCUGCUUCUUGUGCCGGCUGGUCUUACGUUCUUGGGUUGGUUUUAUCCGAGUUGGCACAAAAUGGUGGUGAUUUUACAACAGUAUAUGAUCGAGUUGGCUGGAUUUUGAUGAUCGUACAGACUGGAGCUAUCUUAGAGUUAGUUCAUGCCAUAGUUGGUUUUGUGAGGUCACCCAUCCUAACCACAGCUUUUCAAAUUGCAUCUCGUUUAUUUCUGGUUUGGGGCGUAGUUGAUAUUUUUCCAGAGGUUCAAUCUCAUUGGGCAUUCACAACCAUGGCAAUUGCAUGGUCAAUAACUGAAUGUGUAAGAUAUUCAUAUUACGCAUUUAAUCUGGUCGGAGUUCAGCUUUAUAGUCUUUUAUGGUGCAG